Messenger RNA from Bombus terrestris (buff-tailed bumblebee), 5341 nucleotides. RefSeq names its product kinectin. The record is from RefSeq and is a predicted model, not a curated record. The coding region runs from base 140 to 4306 and encodes 1388 amino acids. NCBI's taxonomy places the organism in Eukaryota, Metazoa, Arthropoda, Insecta, Hymenoptera, Apidae. The transcript is spliced from 18 exons. Gene Ontology annotation, cellular component: endoplasmic reticulum membrane.
GGAUACAGGCAGUGAGCUUACGUUUAUACGAUCAGACGAGUAUGCGAGGUUAGGAUCACCAUCCCUAAGAAAUUGUAAACUUAGGUUUGAUGGUUUGGGUUCCGCUGACAAUGAGACCUCGGGUGAAUUUACGAAGGUAAUGACGGCCGACGGGCAGGCUGACGGUCACGAAGACGCGUUGGAUGUAUUUAGGGUCAACGUGAUAGAACAGACCGACGAGAUGGAUUUAGCGCACGUAGAGGAACCUUACUACCGUGAAGCGAUUCGCGAUAUCGUUAGGGGGUAUAAACCGGAGAAAAAGCAGGACGUCGGGAUAACCGCGAACAUCGUUUUGAAAAGCGACAAACCCAUAGUACGAAGACUACUAUGCGAAGACAUACUGCGAAGACUGACGCCGUCUGAGAAAAGAGAAAUAGACGACUUGGUGAAGUUGCGAAAAAACGAAGGCGAUUUUAAGUGUCAGGUAGAAAUAUAUAAAAUGGAUGUCCAAACAGGAUUAGUAUAUGUAGCAGUAGUAGUCAUUUCUGCAGCAGUUAUUGUUUUAGUAUCAAUGUUUGGUAUAAAAGAAAAAUCUUAUGAAGAAGCAAUAGCAGAGCAAAGAAAACUUCCUGAUGAUCUUUUGUUAAAUAAAAAAGAUAAAAGUAAAGAAAAGAAACAUAAAAAUAAGGCAGGAAAGAAAGUAAAAGAGAAGAAAGAAGAAAAGGAGGAAAAGGAAGAUAAAGAAGAGAAACCAGAGCAUGUACAAUUUGAGGAAAAUCCACAAAUUUUACCACUAGAGCCAUUACUUCGUGAGGGUAGCAAAGGAAGUAAGAAGAAAAGCAAGCAUGAAAAGGUAAAGCCAAUUCUUGUAAAUAAAGAUGAGCCAUUGGUUAUUGUGACUGAAUUAAGUCCUUCACAACCCCUCUCAACAGAGGUUAAUCAUUUUGACCUCAUUCAACCAAAGGACGACCUCGAACUCAUACGGAGUCAUAGUAAAGAAAAUUUACAACAAAUUGGUCAGUCUGAAUCAAUUAUAAAUAAAUCUCCAAAGGAAACUCCAACAAAAGUAAAGAAGAAUGUGAAAGAUUCAAUGAAAAAGAAGGAUGACAAUAUUAAGGAAGAAAAAAAAGAAACAAUUAAUAAUACCAAUACAUCAGCAGUAGCUAAUAAAGAUUCUGUAAAAGAAAUUAAAGAACAAAAAGAAACUCCAGUUAGAGAUGUAAAAGAAGUUAUAAAAGAAACUGUAAUUUCUACUCAAUCAACAAAUAAAGAAUCUAAAAAAGCAAAGAAAAAGAAUGAUAUUCUAGCACAAAUUGGUGGAGAUAAGGAUGCUGUCAAUGUAUCUUUAUUAAUACCUUUAGUUCAGAAAGCUGAACUUAGCCGUUCUGAAAUACAAAUUCUUAUUGACCUACUUUUAAAUAAACAAAUGGAUAAUCCAUCAGAACACUCAGAAUGGACAGAAGGUCGCGCAGAUCCAGUUAUUAAAUUAAAAAAGCAACUUGCAGAAAAGGAAAAAGCUUUAGCCGAUGAACAUGAAGCAAAUAUUGCAUUUCAAAAUAAAUUGAAAGAGUUACGUGCUGAGUUGAAUUCUGAAAGGUCUAGAUUAUCAGCUAAUGUAAGACAAUUAGAAGAAGCAUUAAAUGCUAAAGUUACAGAAACUCAAACUCUACAUACACGAAUGCAACAUAUCUUGGAAAGUCAUGCUGCUGAAAAACAAGGAUUUACUAGACAAAUUGAACAAUUGCAAACUAAAGUAAAUGAAAAUGCUGCAAUUAUUCAUAAGAUGCAAGAGGAUCAAGGACAAACUCAAGGGCAUAUGCAACAAGAGUUGAUUGCACAACGUAAACAAAUGGAAGUACAAUUUGCACAAAUGCGUGAUAAUGAAAAUGCAUUAAAAGCACAAUUAGCUCAAAAACAUGUAGAAGUACAAGAAUUACAAAGUGAGUUACAAGCAACUUGUGAGAGUAGCACUGCUGAAAUAGAAAUGUUACGGCAACAAUUAGGACUUAUGCAAGGUCAAUUGAUGCAUUCAGAAGGACAAUUACAACAUUUCAAGGAAGCUGGAGAUAGACUGCAAGAUGUUGCUAGGCAGCUUGAGGAUUCCCAUCGUGCACAUGCUGAUUUAGAUCACAGACUAAAAAGCGCUCAUCGUCAUGAACAGGAACUUCAAAAACAAGUGAAUUCAUUGCAAAGUGAAUUAAAUUCUGUAAAAACAGAAGCUAAUGAUGCUUCAGCAUUAAAAACAGAAUUGAAUAAAGCUCAGUCUGAAUUAGUGAAAUUAAAAUCUGAGCUGUCAGUAUCAAUGAAUGAAGUGAAAUAUGAGGCAGCUGAAAUUACAGCUCUUAAAGUAACACUUGUUGACAGAGAGGAGGAACUGAAAGUAUUUCAAGAAAAGCUUAUUAACAAAGACAAGGAUCUAGAAACAUGUAAAGAAGAACUUAACAAUGUACGAACUGAACUAAAGCAGUCAACAGAAAAUAUAACACAGUUGGAAACACAGUUAGAGGCAGUACAGAAGAAUUUAGAUACUGUACAAGAUGAACUUAACAAGACAACAAAAAGUCUAGAAAUAGCACAAGGCGACGUUAAUACUAAUCAAUCGAACAUGGAAAAGUUAGAGGAACAGUUAAAGCAGUCUCGAAAUGAAUUAGAAGAAACACGUGCCGAACUCAAAGCUGUAAAUGAAACAACGAAUGAAAUGAACAUGUUAAAGGCAGAGAUAAAUAGGUUACAGAAACGUGAUCAGCGAUCAAGUGAAACUCAGUUACAGAUUACACGACUGCAAGAAGAAAAUGAUAAACUUUCUAUACAGCUCACAAAUCUCACAGAUUUGCAAAAGCAAUUUAAGCAAUUACAAGAAGAAAAUGAAUCACUGGCUUCUCAAUUAGCAGCAACUACUGAACGUCCAGCUGCAGAAGGCCGCGAAAAUGGAAUUGAUGAUAAUGUUCAAAAGAAUGUACAACUUGUAGAACAAACCAAUUUGUUGGCCCAAAAGGAGAGUCAAUUAAAUGCUUUAAGAACUGAAUUAACACAUAAAGAAGUGGAACUGGAUCAAUUAAAUACUCAGAUUGAUGCAUUACGAAGUGAUGUAAACAAUCAACGUACUCUUGCUGCCCGUUUAAAUAAUGAAUUGGAAGCACAAAGGUCCAAAAAUAAUGAAUUACGUGUAAAAAACUGGAAAGUGAUGGAAGCUCUUUCCGCCACCGAAUUGCGUGCUAAAUCUAAUAAUGGGAAAAACUUUGAUAAAAUUACACAAAAAGUAAAAGCAGAAGAAGAAAAGUUAACAAAGGCUUUAUUAGAAAGGAUAUUCCCAGAAAUAAAAGUAUCUGAAAAAUCACAUGAGCUGUGGCUCAAAAUUUUUGAAGAAAAGGUGAAUACAGUUUUUACUGAAUUGAAGAAAAAGAAUACUACUGAUAAUCAUUCAGAAUUAGAAAAACAAAAUAAAAAUUUACAAGAUAUGGUUUCACAUUACAAACAAAUUAUCGAUGAUACAGAAGGUAUGCUUAAUAAGCUGCAAAGUCAUGUAGAAUCAGAGGAAACAAAGUGGGAGUCACAGCUUCGACAGAAAGAAAGUGAGGUAGCAGGUCUUAGAAUUGAAUUGAAUGAACUCAUGAGUAAAUUAAAUAUAAAUGAAAAGUUACAAGAUAAGGUAGUAGAAUUGGAAACCAGACUAAAAGAAGCUGAAUCUUUUAAAGAACAAGCUAAUGCUGAAUUAUUGACACAUAGAUCCACACCAAAAUCGGUUUUGAAUGAAGUAGAUACACAUGAUUUAGGUACAUUAGAAAAGCUUCAAGAGGAAAAAGCACGAUUGUCAGAAGAACUUCAAAUAGAAUGUAACAAAAGAGCAGCAGUAGAUGCAGAAUUGGAUAAAUUACGAUGUGUAGUUACACAACUUCACCAAAAAAUGUCACAACUUAAGAGUGAAGUUUAUGGAGGUUGUAGCAGUUCAGAACAGCCAAUAUUAAAUGGACCGCCAGCUUCUGAAUGUUCUAAUUCCGAGCUCCCACUAGCAACACAAACUCUGAUAGCUGCAUUAGAAAAUAUUCUUCUCAAGAAUACAGAGUUCGCAAAUUGUUCCAUAACCAAGCCUAUCAAUUUGGUUCAGUCUCAACAAGAAAUUGACAACAGCCCCCUUACUACAAAAUACUCCUCCAAAUCUUGUCAUAUGACAGAUCACAACACACAGGCUAGCUGGAAUCCAUUGAUGGGCCAGCAGCAUAAAAAGCACAAGAAAAAAAGGAAGUCCACUAAGAAACCCAUGGCAAAACGGCGCAGAUUCGCAGGGUGGUUCAAGAAAAAAAUAACUUUAAAGAACAAGCUGCGUUAACGCAGCACAACACCAGAUAAUUGAUAAAGAAAAUACACAAGAAAUUGCAUAUGCUCCAAUACUACAUAAACAUCAAUGGUAAAUUUUGCUAUUGAGAAGACUAAUAUCACGAUGGAAGUAUGAUGAAUAAUGUUUCUUAUGGAAAGAAUAUAUUAUUUUAUUAUAUGGAAAGAAAUAUAAAUAAUGAACUUUGUAGUUAGACACUAAGAAAUAAUGAAACUGCUGUUUGUCACAAUUACACAAUUAAUAGAUAUUAAAAAAGCAUAAUUAAAAAUUUAUUAAAAUCAUGCAUUGUAAAUUACAGAACAAUAGUAGUUAUUGUUUAAAUAUUAUUUCUGUUACAUAAAGCAUGUUCAUCAGGCGUGUUUGAAGCCUUCAUAGUUUAUUUAAAAUUUAUUAUUCAUAAAAUCAUUUAUAGAAUAAAAUGUACGUGCAUAUGUAUAAAUGUACGUCUAAUGGAACGCACGAAUUCUAAUUUUGAGUAGGUAACGCAAGUAUUUUUACGUUCAUUUUUUUAAAUUAAUAGCGAACAAUUAGCAGAGUCUUAGAUUAUUUUCAUAUUGUUAAAGAAUUUGUAUACAAAGUUGUAAUCGUUAAUGAAUUAAUGUGCAAUAAAUAUGUUUGUGCGAUUAUUAGUAUAAAAGUAUAUAGAGGGAAAUCAAUACGUUGCAAAUUCACGAACACGUAAUUAAUUUCAUAAAAUAUGAAAAAAAUUUAAUAAAUCAACUCUAGCGAACUUAUAAAUCUGUUCAAAAAUGUGUUCGAACAAGAUGUUUUGAAUAUAUUAAAAUAUAACGAAGUAUACAAAUUAUAUUAACAAAUUUAUGUUUUAAAUAAUUUGUAAGUACGAAAUUUGAGCAAUGACAUAGAGUAGACCAUAUGUAAAUGGGGCAUUUAAAAGAGCGUUUGUUAAAGUUUUUAUGUGUUAGUUUAUUUUACAAAACAAUAUAAUUUUUAUUAUAAUCUACGUUACAAGAUAUGAAAUAGGUGAUAAUACUCUAUUUAUAAUAUAUUAAACACUUGUUUCUUAAAGUA